Rhagoletis zephyria (snowberry fruit fly) is the source of this 1087-nucleotide messenger RNA. Its product is annotated as mpv17-like protein. Lineage: Eukaryota; Metazoa; Arthropoda; Insecta; Diptera; Tephritidae. Gene Ontology annotation, cellular component: mitochondrion; membrane; cytoplasm. The record is from RefSeq and is a predicted model, not a curated record.
CUUUUCACACACAGCCAAAAAACGAUGCGGAAAAAGAGGAUAUCGAUUAUGCCACAAUAGGUCGGUAUGCUGUAAUGGGCACAACCGUUUACGCGCCAACACUCUACACAUGGUACAAAUGGUUGGAUAGAACGUUUCCAGGAACUGCUAAGCCUAUAAUCGUGAAGAAGCUGGUCUUGGAUCAAUUUGUGUUGACACCAUACUUGUUAACUGUCUUCUACACAGGCAUGUCGCUUAUGGAACGCGCACAGGAUCCCUUCAAGGAGUUGCGCGAGAAGUUCGUUCCCACAUUUUUACGUUCCUGUAUCUUCUGGCUGCCGGUACAAACAUUAAAUUUUAUUUUAAUUGCGCCGAGAUUUCGCGUGAUUUACAUGGGCGUUUGCGGUUUCAUUUGGGUGAAUAUACUGUGCUGGAUUAAGAGGCAGCGAAAUGAGUUGCAGUCGGAGAGUGAGGUGAAAGUGGCGGCUCAGUAAAUGCACGAAAUAAGAACUUAGCCGAAUUUAAAAAUAACCUUUUUGUUUUUUUAAGCGCGUAGUUAGUUAGAAAACGCAUUGCACGGCGAUUUGAGUUUAUAUACAUAUAUACUAGAAAGCCAAAAGAAGGCUUUGUAUGCUUACAUUUCCGAAAGUGAAAAUAAGUAUCGAAGUAGAGCUUUAAUUUUUAAGUUAAUACACAUCGGAAGAGGGUAAAACACAAUGAGCAGCUGAAAUAAAAAUUUUCUAAAAUCUAAAGUUUCCCAAAUUUUCUAAAAAGUCGUUCUAGUUCUGAACUUUUUCUUCCAUGUGAUUGUGUUUUUGCGUUUCGCUCCCGGAGAAAAGAAGUGGUCUCAGAGAAAAAAAAGUUCUGAACUAUAACGAUGAAUCCUCCUUAAUGGGUCUGAAAGGGAAAUCUGAUUAAGACUUGCAACUGAGCAACGAUUUUGAACUGUUCCUUUCCAGCAUAUCGUAAAGCCGCUGAAAUGGGCUGCUUUCUGUUAUUUUGAUGGACUCAAGCAGACUCGUCAAAUUAUUGUUGAAAAGAUAUUUAUGCUUUUUUAUGAUUUAUCAAUCAAUAUACAUUUUUAUUCCAUAUUAGAAUGUGCAUUCAA